GGAGUGUUGUGAGUGCACCUUUAUCACCUGUCAAAAGCAGAUCGCAGGAAAAAUCGGAAAAAUCUUAUGCUUUUUUAUAUGAAAAUUAAGAAAGGAAUUUUUAAAAGUUUAACAAAAAAGAAGUGAAGAAAAUGACGGCAGAGACGAAGAAAUAUUUACAUGAACUUUUAAAUAGUGUUGACGGUCUCUACAGUAUAUUAAUAACAGAUAGAGACGGAGUUUCCGUUUUAUCAGUGGCAAAUGAAGUCGCACCUGAAUUAGGUAUGCGAACAAAUUUUCUUUCCACCUUCACUAUGGCCACUGAACAAGGCAGUAAACUGGGUCUCAGGAAAAAUAAAAGUGUCAUCUGUAUGUACAGUAGUUACCAGGUAGUACAACUUAAUAAAUUGCCAUUGGUGGUGAGUUUCAUCGCCAGUCACACAUGCAACACGGGUCACAUUUUGUCACUGGAAAGCAAAAUUGAUCCGAUUUUGAGCAGUUUAAAAAAUGCAGUAGCAGAAGCAUGAUGGCCACCUAUUGUUCACUAUGGGUGAUAAAUAAAGAAACUCAAUUCCGAAGUGAUCGUCAGAGACUUUAAUAAAAUAAGGAAAAGGUGGCGUUAUAUCAAAAAA
This is a messenger RNA of Leptopilina heterotoma, 611 nucleotides long. It is a transcript of the gene Lamtor3, whose product is annotated as ragulator complex protein LAMTOR3-A. NCBI's taxonomy places the organism in Eukaryota, Metazoa, Arthropoda, Insecta, Hymenoptera, Figitidae. The coding region runs from base 132 to 506 and encodes 124 amino acids. The transcript has 3 exons. Gene Ontology annotation, biological process: cellular response to amino acid stimulus; positive regulation of TOR signaling. The record is from RefSeq and is a predicted model, not a curated record. Gene Ontology annotation, cellular component: Ragulator complex.